Neopelma chrysocephalum (saffron-crested tyrant-manakin) is the source of this 1521-nucleotide messenger RNA. Its product is annotated as maestro heat-like repeat-containing protein family member 6. The record is from RefSeq and is a predicted model, not a curated record. Lineage: Eukaryota; Metazoa; Chordata; Aves; Passeriformes; Pipridae. The transcript is spliced from 10 exons. Gene Ontology annotation, cellular component: cytoplasm. Bases 23 to 1378 code for a protein of 451 amino acids.
GCAGGCAACUCUGGCCCUGUGGAUGAUUGUCCAGGAGCCCCAGUGCCCAGGGCCUUUGAUGGACUAUUCCCCUCAUCUCCUCGUCGAUCUGCUCUUCCAAGUCUUCGACAGCACAGAGCAGACGUCAGAGGAGGUCAACACGUUCUGGAGGGGAUGCCAGGAGCAGCACGACCUUCCCACCGACCCCAACAGGUUUGCAGUGCUGACCAUGAAGGCCCUGCUCUGCUGUCUCCACUGGGAGGAUGGGGUGAAUUCAGUGGAAGACAAUGGUGGCUGGGCCAGGCUCCUCAACGCUCACAGCCGCCGCUACGCAGUGGCCCUGCUGGCCAGGGAGAAGCGCCAUGUCUCCAGGCCCUUGUGUUCCCGCAUCACACUCCACCUGCUGGAGCUGCUGAGCAGGGAGGAGCUGUGCUGGGACCUGCCUGCCAUGGCAUUCCUUGUGGAGGUCCUGGACUGCCUGGACACCAAAGAAUGCGGUGACAGGGUCCUGGAGACGCUCUCAAGGAACUUGGGGAGCACCAACAAAAAGCGGCGUCAACUGGCGCUCAGAGUCGUCGUGGCACUCAGCCAGGAUCCCGUGAUGGCCGAGAGCAUCUGGAGCCUGAGUGAAAGGCUCGUGCAGCUCCUGGGGGAUGCAGACAGAGAUGUGGUUUGGAUGACCCUCUCUGUGCUCGACCAUGUGCUCUGGACCAGUCUCUGGACACGGCGCCACGAGAGAGUCCGCAGCAAAGACCCCCUAAUAUCCACCCCCACCGGCCUGCAGUUGGCUGAGGCGCUCCGGCCACUCUUUGACCACGACGACAGCAGUGUGCGGCAGGGCUCCAUGGUCCUCUUCUCUCGUGUGAUCAAAGUGAUCGAGAGAGAGGGAAAGAGGCCCCUGAAGCCACUCGUGUGCCUGAGCCUGCUGCCGCUCUACUUCCACCGGCACGACGAGAAGGUGCUCGUGAAAAGGGCCUCUCAGGGAGCACUGCUGGCUGUGACCAGGUUCCUGAAGAGGAGGGAUCUUGGGCACCUGGUGAACACAGAGGAGCCAUGGAGCUUUGGCGAGUGCCUGCUGAAAAAGGACCGAAGACGAGUGGCCAAGUACAUGCACCAGGCCCUGCCGUACCUGCGGAGCCCACAGCAGCCCCUGCGAGAGGCAGCCGUCAAGUUCAUGGGGAUCGCCGGGGGGUACCUGAGGGGACAGCCCAAUGAGCUGCAGCUCAUCAUCGAUGCCCUUCAAGCCAUCACAGACGACAGCAGCCCCACUGUCUCAAGCCUGGCGCUUGAAAUCAUCCGCUUUGUCGGAAACGUCCAGACAGCUCCCUACCCCAGGUUCCAGCAGCUCCGAGACCAGCUCUGCGGGGCGUGGAACAGCCGGCCUUCUCUGUGGGGCUGAGUCUGCCUGUGCUGCUGCAGCUGUGUGCAGAGUUGAUGCAGGCAGCUCUGUCUGUUGGGGCCACCCGAGCCUGUGGGGAAGACACCUCUUCUCUGCAAGCCCUUCCUUUUACCCCAGCGUAGGACUAUUCAAUAAAUAUUGUC